Durusdinium trenchii is the source of this 285-nucleotide messenger RNA. NCBI's taxonomy places the organism in Eukaryota, Dinophyceae, Suessiales, Symbiodiniaceae. The record is from the annotation of a GenBank genome assembly.
GAUGAGGGGAAUCAGGGGCAGGCUGAUGUCAUUCCAGCUGCCAUUCAGCUUGGCAAGAACUAUUCGCGUGGCAAGAAGCAUGGCGUCUCAGUCUCGAACGGUCUAGCUGCAAAGCAGGUGCGCGAAGCCGCUAGCAUUCAGAGCCUGGCCAGCUCCUUGAACCACAACAUUGCCCGUGUCGCUUUUAGCAGGCAAACCUACAGCUAUUUCAACCAAGCUGAUGGAACCGUUGCUGGUUUCCAAUCCUACGGCCGCAGCGAUUCACAGCUGAAGCGAUACAAGCAG